This is a messenger RNA of Ustilaginoidea virens, 2172 nucleotides long. RefSeq lists its product as uncharacterized. The transcript is spliced from 2 exons. Lineage: Eukaryota; Fungi; Ascomycota; Sordariomycetes; Hypocreales; Clavicipitaceae. The record is from RefSeq and is a predicted model, not a curated record. Bases 1 to 2172 code for a protein of 723 amino acids. Gene Ontology annotation, molecular function: protein binding.
AUGAGCCCAACAGAUGUUGCUCACCUCAGCAGCCAUGGCGAGCAACAUGAAUCUGCGGCCCUAACUUCCAACAAUGAGCAAAACCCUCUCUUGUCGUCCAACACUCAGGAUCACGAAUGGUCGAUACCCUCGCCCGACGGACUCGACGUCACCUCUUCACCAGACGACCCCGGUGGUGCUCAGCAACCAUCCCGCGACAACUGCGAUCGGAGGAGGCCCCAGGAAGAAGACAACAGCCGUCUCAAGAAGAUGGCCUCUGAGCUCGUGGUCAAGACGGUCAGCCCGUUCUUGAAGGAGCAUAUCCCGGGCCUUUACGCACCCAUAGGCAAGGACACGGUCAAGACGAGCGCCAAGAAUCCCACCACGACUUGGGCUCGUGUCAAGGACCCCAACCCCAACACCAAAUUCUGCUACCGGCACCGUCCCGACUCAAAGUGUCGGCGAGCAGCCGACGAGACAAAGAUGGGGUUUAUUCAAAGCGAGCUCAACAGCUUGCCCACCGCCGAUCAAGAAGCCAUCACCCACGUCUGGUCGUUGUUCUCCGCCGCGCCUUCGAAGCAGCGAGAACUGAUGCUGCAGGGCAUCAUAACACAAUGCUGCUUCCCUCAGCUGUCCACGGUGUCUCGCGAAGUCCACGAACAACUCAAGAUUGACUUCCUGGCCGCCUUACCGACGGAGCUAUCCUACAAGAUUCUUUGCCACCUGGACACGGUAUCGCUGUGUAAAGCCGCUCAGGUCAGCAGGCGAUGGCGCAGCCUGGCCGAUGACGAUGUUGUCUGGCACAGAAUGUGUGAGCAACACAUUGAUAGAAAAUGCACCAAGUGUGGCUGGGGUCUGCCGCUUCUCGAAAAGAAGAAGCUGAUGGCUUGGAGCCGACAUCAGUCUGCCCACCACCGCCAAGAUCAUGCCGAGAACGGCAAAAAGCCCCUCGAGUCCAACGAAACCGACCCAGGGUCCCCAAGCCAGUCCAGCAAGCGGUCCUGCUCCAGCGCCGAGGACCCCCCGUACAAGAGACCGCGGCUAAACGGCUCCAGCCACUCGCGAUCGCAUCUCGACACGGAACGCAAGUUCCGCCCUUGGAAGGAUGUCUACCGCGACCGGUUCAAGGUUGGAUUCAACUGGAAGACUGGCCGAUGCACCAUCAAGACGUUCAAGGGGCAUGAGAACGGCAUCACCUGCCUGCAGUUUGAUCACAACAUCCUGGCCACGGGCUCCUACGACACAACGAUAAAGAUUUGGGACAUUGAGACUGGCGAGGUCAUUCGAACGCUUCGCGGCCACACAUCCACCGUCCGAACGCUGCAGUUUGACGACUCCAAGCUGAUUAGUGGAAGCUUCGAUAAGACCAUCAAGAUUUGGAACUGGCAGACGGGCGAGUGUCUCAACACGUUGCAGUGCCACACCGAAGGCGUCUUGUCGGUGCACUUUGACGGCUGCACCUUGGCGUCGGGGUCCAUUGACAGAACCGUCAAGAUUUUCAGCUUUGACAACAAGCAAACCUUUUGCUUGCGGGGCCACACGGACUGGGUCAACCAUGUCCGGAUCGACUCUCCGUCGCGGACCGUGUUUUCCGCCUCGGACGACAUGACGGUGAAGCUGUGGGACCUGGACUCGAAGCAGUGCAUCAAGACGUUUCGUGGCCACGUGGGCCAGGUGCAGCAGGUGCUGCUCAUGCCGCCGGACUUUGAGCCCGACGAAAUUCCGAGCGACGACAAAACGGACGGAGUAUCCGUGCACAGCGACGAGAGCGCCACCCCCGCACAGGCGGACGAGCAUCCCGCCGAUGCGCGCGCCCUGUUCGGUUAUGCCUUUACCCACGAGACAAGCCGACCUCUGCCUCCGCGGUACGUGCUGACGGGCGGUCUGGACAACACUCUUCGGCUCUGGGACACGGCCAGCGGCAAAUGCAUCAGGAGCAUGUUUGGGCACGUGGAAGGUAUAUGGGGCCUCGUGGGCGAUACUCUACGCGUCGUCACCGGUGCCAACGACUCGAUGACCAAGAUUUGGGAACCUCGGUCGGGCAAAUGCGAGCGCAGCUUUACUGGCCACGCCGGGCCUGUCACCUGCGUCGGACUCAGCGACAGCAGGAUGGCCAGCGGGAGCGAAGACGGCGAGGUUCGCCUAUACAGUUUCGAAGGCGAAACGCUGGAAGAACGAGGGACACCGUCGUGA